Messenger RNA from Schistosoma rodhaini, 2460 nucleotides. Lineage: Eukaryota; Metazoa; Platyhelminthes; Trematoda; Strigeidida; Schistosomatidae. The record is from the annotation of a GenBank genome assembly.
UUUAGGUCAAAGGCUUCGGGUGUGGCCCCCUAAUAAAACCACCUGCUUCAGUCUGGGCACCUGGGCAGUAUCACAGCCCUCAAGCAAAUCGAAUGAGAUUUGUAUGGCGCAUAUGAAUCUGAUACCCCCUUUUACCAAUAUUUAUGCGUAUAAAUAAAUAUAUAAGAACGAUGGGCCACAAUAUUAUUGUUUUUACUUGUUUUGACUAGCGAAAUGUGUUCAUUAUGAAGACUAGAGAAUAUGUGACUGUUUAAGUAAUUAUCAUUUAAGAUUAAAUAUAUUUUCAUGGUAUACUUUUAUAUUACUGUAUCUUUAAAAGUUCAAUACUUCCAAUUGUUUGCAAAUAUAAUUAGGUGAUUCCUUGAUGUUUUGGCAACUAUACUCAGAAAACAAUUUGAAGUAACUAGACAAAAAAAUAUUUUCACAAUGAAUAUUAAUGAAGCAGACUCAAAUUAUCAAUUAUUUUAUGGUUUCAAUGAUCCAGAAGGACAGAAUAUAGCAUUAGCUGCUACUAGUAUGAUUAAACCAAUUCCAAAUGAGAAAGAAUUAUUUCUUUUUGACAAAACAUCACGUACAACUGGAUAUGGAGGAUUAGUCUCUGCAAGACAAUUACAUUUUAUCUGUGGACCUUAUCCAGAGUUAAUAAUUGAUGAAAAUAUAAUAUUUGACAAGAUUAUACAAACAAUUAUUUUACCCAUCUUAUUAAUUAUGUUAAUUUCAUUCAAUAGUUUAUCAGUUGCUGUUUUAACUAGACCUACUAUGAAAACACCUGUAUUUACUGUAUUAUUAGGUAUAACAAUUAUGGAAAUGUUUAAUGGAUUAUUACCUUUACCAAUGUAUUUACUCAGAGCAUUUUAUGGUGAUCCAGUUUGGUGGGAGUAUAAAAAAUAUACAUUAUAUAAUCUAACACAAAUUUCUAAAUGGUGGAAAUAUGGUCCAUUAGAGAUAUAUCAAACAAGUUCAAAUCCUAUCAUAAGUGGAAUAUUUGCAUGGACUACUGUAUUUCUUCCAACUGUUUGUCAUACAACAGCUACAUGGUUAACAUUAUUUGUUGCAUUACAACGACUUAUCUAUAUUAUAUAUCCUAAUAAAGCUACAAGAUUAUUUUCUAUACUUACAGUACGUUUAGUAUGUGUUAGUGUAUUACUAUGUGCAUUAGUUUUACAUAUUCCAAUGUUUCAAUCAACUUUUGUUAAAUUUCAACCACUUCUUUUACAUCAAAAUGUUAUCCUUAGAAACUAUUCAAUUGAUUUUAAACAAAUAUCAUUAUAUGAAGCAUUAGAUUAUCUACCAUAUGUUGUCAUGAAAUGUCAUACAUGUUUACCUAUUCAUAUGUUUUUAUAUUUUUUAACCCGUGUCAUACUUAUACAUUUAUUACCUUGUAUAUUAUUAAUUAUAUUAACCAUUAUCAUCAUUAUGAAAAUGAGACAGAUUAAUAAAAAGCAUUUAUGGCUUACACGAGGUAAAUUAUUACUGCAAUAUUCUAAAACAUUACCUACAUAUAAACAAACCAAGUCUUAUUCAUUACCUAUUACAUAUAAACAUAGUUUAUCACCAGAACUAACAAAUACUUUAAAACAAGAUUUCAUCACUGUUGAUAAACAUCAUCAUAGAAUUCAAAAUAAACUAAAUUGUUUUACUUGCCUUAUAACGAAUAAAACAAAUAGACUAUUUAAUGAUGAACAAGAUUUUGAUGAUUUACGAUUUAAACUAUUAAAUAAAAAUUCUACAUUAGCUAUAUUACUCAAUGGUAACGUGAAUGAACAUAUUCAAGAGAGUAAUAUUCAAUCAACCCCAUUAAGACGUAAAUCACAAAUUACAGAAUUUUUUAAUGUUUCCAAUAUGUUAAUUGUAAUAUUGAUUAAAUUUAUUUUAAUACAUCUACCUAAUGCUUUAGUUAUUUUCAUAUAUACAUUAACAUUAAUGCAAAAUAGAAUAUAUGACUUUAUUGGUAAUAAUAUUGAUAUUACAAGUAGAUCCAUUAAUAAUAUUAGAGAAACUAUACCAACUUUGAGAAGUACUAAUCAAUCUAUUUUAUUACCAUAUACAGUAAUAGAAUUUGUUAAUCAAUUAAAUAGUGCAAAUACAAUAAUCUAUAUUAAUGAAACACCUAUAAAGUUAUUAUGGAUAAAAGUUGUGAUAAUUUGUAAUCUUUUAAUAUUAUGUUCAUAUUUAUUGAAUUUUUUAAUAUUUUGGACAAUGUCAACAUCAUUUCGUACACAAUUUGUUAAUUUAUUUAAAUGUAAAUGUAUGAGAAAUUCAUGAGUUAAAGCUUAAACUUAACUGAUCAUUAUUGACUUUGUUAAUGCUUGUAUCCAUGUAUAUGUAUACAUCAUAAUUCUGUUGUAAAGUGUGUUAGUUUAUAUAUUAAGAGAAUAUUACAGAAAAAGUAUUUCAAUAUUUCAAGUAAACAUCUUGUGUAAAUAUGUUGAUUUAUAGCUCAUUCAGUCAGUCAGUCAG